AGUAGUCUCUGUUCUGGUGUUUUCCCUCCCAGAGCUACAAGAGUGGAGAGUUCUGGGCAGGCCACCUGCCCUCCCUGAACAAUUCAUUUUGAUUUUGAGGUAAGACUGAAUGAAGGGAAUGGGUAGGAGAAAUGCAGGGUAUUAGAGGACAUCCUUAAUACUUUCUCUAAGCCAGGCACUAAGUAUCAGAAAGGUAAGAGGGAAAGAAUGGGUUGAGUAUUAGGUGCAGGGAGGAACAUGGUGACUUUCUUGUUUCAGAGCUUCAGGCAUUUCCACAGGAAGCAGUCCGAAGUACCGUUCCUGGCUCCUUUGUUCUCCUGCUGUAUAACCUUGGUCAGCCCAUUCAUCUCUUCAAGGUAUCAUUUCAUUGUCUCUCAAAUGUAGAGGUCAAUUUUAGUACUCGUACUAAAAGGCUUUAUACUGGGCAGUGUCAGCACACGAAAGAUGAGAAAUUACAGUUGGUGUUUGAAAAUACAGAAGGAAAGGACAAAUAAGAGAAGAAAGGUAAAACAUGAGGAGUCAUAGUUGCCCUGGCAACAGCCAGUCUUGGGACUUGAGCCCACCAACAAAACCAGCCUCCUCUAGAAGCAAAGAAUCUGAGGCUCUUCCUGACGUGGUAGUCUCCCAUUUCCUCACAGAUCAUUCCCUAAAGACAGUGGCUAUGGAAAAUGAUUCUUCAGUAAUUGAGUUCAUCCUGAUAGGAUUGACCAACCAGCCUGAACUCCAGCUACCCCUCUUCUUUCUCUUCUUAGUGAACUAUGUGGUCACGGUGGUGGGAAAUUUGAGCUUAAUGAAUCUCACUGUCCUGAAUUCUCAUCUUCACACCCCCAUGUAUUUUUUCAUCUUCAAUCUGUCCUUCAUAGACCUCUGUCACUCUUUGGUCCUUACCCCUAAAAUGCUAAUGAGCUUUAUGUCAGAGAAGAACAUCAUCUCCUUUGCAGGAUGCAUGACUCAGCUAUUUUUCUUCUGUUUCUUUGUCCAUUCUGAGUGCUAUGUGUUGACAGCCAUGGCCUAUGAUCGCUAUGUGGCCAUUUGCAAGCCCCUGCUGUACACAGUUGCCAUGUCCCCUCAGGUUUGUUUUCUGCUGAUGUGUGGUUCAUAUGUUAUGGGGUUCGCUGGUGCCAUAGCCCACACAGCUAACAUGGUCAGACUGUCCUUUUGUGACACCAAUACCAUCAACCAUUAUAUGUGUGACAUCUUCCCCCUCCUCCAGCUCUCUUGCAGCAACACCUAUGCCAAUGAACUGGUGGAUUCCAUUAUUGUGAGCACAGUUGUAACACUAUCCAGCUUUAUUAUUUUCAUUUCUUAUGCUUUGAUCCUUUCCAAUAUCCUCCACAUCUCAUCAACUGGGGGUUUGUCCAAAGCUUUCAGCACCUGUGGCUCCCACAUGAUAACUGUUGCUCUAUUUUAUGGUUCUGGAUUGUUCACACAUCUCAAGACCUCUUCUGCUGAUUCUGUGGACCAGGGGAAGUUCUUCUCAAUAUUUUAUACCAAUGUAGUGCCCAUGCUUAACCCCCUCAUCUAUAGCCUGAGGAACAAGGAUGUCAGAUUUGCUCUGAAGAAAACCCUGAAGAGAUUUGCAAAUUAAGUAGAACUGAUGUUGCUGGGUUGUUGUGUUUUUUUGGUGUGCCUUUUUUCACUGAAAUUUCUUCAGAACAAGGUCUUUAAACAUUUUUUCCUCUCUAAGCAUGCCAUGAAAACAUAUUGUUGAACUCUGUGGUUAUUCUCAGUCCUAUGAUUACCCCCUCAGUUGAAACUUGUUCUUCAAAGGAUG
Molecule: messenger RNA, 1774 nt
Organism: Loxodonta africana (African savanna elephant)
Lineage: Eukaryota; Metazoa; Chordata; Mammalia; Proboscidea; Elephantidae
Product: olfactory receptor 143-like
Exons: 1
Coding region: 512-1588 (358 amino acids)
Biological process (GO): G protein-coupled receptor signaling pathway; sensory perception of smell
Cellular component (GO): membrane
Molecular function (GO): olfactory receptor activity; G protein-coupled receptor activity; odorant binding
Source: RefSeq, a predicted model, not a curated record